Cladocopium goreaui is the source of this 834-nucleotide messenger RNA. NCBI's taxonomy places the organism in Eukaryota, Dinophyceae, Suessiales, Symbiodiniaceae. The record is from the annotation of a GenBank genome assembly.
AUGCCGUCUCGCCGAGCUUCCGUUCGUCCCAGGAGCGGCCAUGGCCUGGCGAUGUUGGCCGGCCUCGUGGUGGCGACCACCGUCAGCUCUGUGGCCUAUCAGGCGCCCAUGGGAUCUGGCCUCAACCGGAAACAGCAGCAUGGAAACAUCCGCAACAAGGACAAGCUCGAGGGCGUCUACGAGCUUCCUCCCGACCCGGUGGAGGCGCCAGAAGAGGAAAAGCCAGCCAUGCCCGAGCGUCGCGUGCCCUACACCCUGCACAUUGUGACCCAGCUGCCGCAGCACAAACACCUCCAUGAGGAGAGCAAUGCCAAGCACUACAUCGAGGAGAAAGUGGUAUCCGCCAUGGAGAAGUUUGAGGACUUCAUCAAACACGUAGAAGUGAACUUGCAAGUCUCUGAACACUUCCAUCGUGAGAAACGCCCUGAGAAGGGGAAGAAAGGUGGAGAGUUGCUGGAGACUGAGGAGGAGGACAUCGCAGUGAGCAAAGAAUCCAAUCCUGGCCACAAGAUUCUGACGCCGUAUAUCUUCAAGGCAACUGUGACCUUGGCCAACCACCACAAGGUAACCCUGUCCAACCCGGAGAAGCAUGCACAGGCCACAUUGCAGGAGGCAGUGGAUCACAUGGUGGAUGUGCUGAAGAAGUCCUUGAGGGAUGAAAAGAACCGCAUGAUCCACGCACACCGAAAGCAGGCCGAUGCCCUUCCAGAGGAGGAGAUGGAGGACCUCCAGGAGUUGAACAAGGAGCUGGCAGAUGGAAUCAUGGAGGAAAAGGCGGGUGCUGAUGACGAGGCGGAGGAGGCCAUGUACCAGCGAAUCGAGGCGAAGAAGUGA